AUGAAGAAUGCACAGGAGAGCCAGAAACACAUGCACAAGGGCAACAGGUACAAUUAUGAUGGAAUCUGUAUUAAGAAAAGUUCUUUCUUGUAUGCUCAGUAUGAAAAAAGGUAUCACAGUGGAGAUGUCAUUGCCUUUGAAGAAUCUACUAAUUAUGGCAGCAUUAUCCAACAAGAUGGAACAGGGUUGCCACCUGGAAUGUGUGCACUGAAGGCGCAGGACUUGCUCACUUCCUUCUGGAAAGCUCUGCCACAGGAUACAGUGGUGCUCAUGGCGUUGCCGGAGCUGUGCCAGCUCUGUAAAUGCUAUAACAUACAGAUGUACAAGGGGAUCGAGGAUGUCCUCCUCAAUGACUUUCUGGAAGACGUUUCUAUUCAGCACCUGAAGUCUGUCCGGCUAUUUAGUAAGAAAUUUAAGCUGUGGCUACUUGAUGCUUUGGAUGAUUUUCCAGCCCUCUUGCAGAUCUCCAACUCAGAGGUAGUUACCGUGUUUGUCAAAAGACUAAGAAGAAAGACAAACCAACAUGGCAAAGGUAGGACCAUGAGGACGCUGUUGGAGAACAACAGGCAAGUCAGCCUCCUGAAGUCGCACCUGCAGGGCAUCCCUGCGGUUUCCACGAAAGCCCUGGCCUGUCACCGGAGCAGCAGGGUGGCCCGGAGAGCGUGGCCCCUACAAAUACCGACAGCAGAAUUCUGUUGCAUUGCUAGCAGUCUUUUUUAUCUUUUAAAAAUUUCACAACAGUCUGAACGGCCUUUAUUGGUGUCAAUGGGGAGUGGGAAAGGGGGGGAUGCAACAGCUGGGGCUCCUGGGACAGCGUCACAGACUCAGUGGCUGCCCUCCAGGAGGCUGGCAUGCUUUCUGUUUAUUUGUGUCUUUACAGGUCUAAGCAGUUUAAUUUCUUUGUUGGGAACAUCCACAGAUCUCUAUGUAUCUAAUUUCCUGAACUGUCUGUCUUCGAAUCUCCAAACAUUUGUCUUCCAGCCACCCAGAAGCAAAGAGGAGUUUCUCAGACUGGCUGCCGGCUUCCAGCUGCGCUGGAACUUCGUCCUCACCACGGUGAGCAAAGUCAUGACUCUCCGCCACAGGGACAGCUUUGGUAGGAAGCACGCCCUUGCUUUGACGAGUGUGCUUUGGGACAUUUUGAGAAAAGCACCCAGGCAGCUGGUCCAGGUAUUGUUGGAAGACAUAGCCACUGAAAGCACUGUCAAACUCAGCCUCCCUGUGAGACAAGAGGCCCUUAUCACCCUAAACGAUGGACAGAAGUUUAUGAUUCACAUAUCAGAUGUGCCCUAAAACUCCGGAAACAUUCACUUCAGGGAAAGCAGUGCUAAUAAGUAAGAGUAUUUAUUUGGAUAGUACAGGGAAAAAACAUAUAUUUUCAUUCUUAAAAAUAUAAGAAAUGCUAAAACCUUUGUAUUGAAAAGAAAAAAGAUUUUAUGUACAUAAUAUAGUGCAGUAUUGUCUAUUUUAUGUUUAUGUGUAUUUCAAGGAGUUGGUUUUGAUGAAACAUAUAAACUGAUUUGGAGAAUAAUAUUGGUAGCUGUUUGCUUCUCCUUCAGGCUUCCCAAGCAUUUCUAUUUGGGGACUUCACAGAAGAGAAAUCUUGCUGG
Pipistrellus kuhlii (Kuhl's pipistrelle) is the source of this 1610-nucleotide messenger RNA. RefSeq names its product regulatory factor X8 (gene RFX8). Gene Ontology annotation, biological process: regulation of transcription by RNA polymerase II. Lineage: Eukaryota; Metazoa; Chordata; Mammalia; Chiroptera; Vespertilionidae. Gene Ontology annotation, molecular function: RNA polymerase II cis-regulatory region sequence-specific DNA binding; DNA-binding transcription factor activity, RNA polymerase II-specific. The record is from RefSeq and is a predicted model, not a curated record.